CAGUGACUGAGAACAGGUAUUAGCAUUAAACCCAUUUUGCAGAUGAGGAAACGAAUGGAAGCAGAUUCUUCAUGCCGCCCUUGUCCCCUCAUCCUAGCCCGCACAGACGAAGCACUCGAUGGGUGCUGUUUACAUACUGGCGGUUCCAGGAAUUCAGAAAGGAGAGAGGUACCCCGAGCGUUAGCAGAGAGAGACUGACUGGGGAUUGCACCGUGGCCGCUCAGCUCUUGCCUUCUCCCUCCUCCAGGUGGGUGAGAAAUGGGUGACUGGAGCUUCCUGGGGAACAUCUUGGAGGAGGUGAAUGAGCACUCCACGGUCAUCGGCAGAGUGUGGCUCACUGUGCUGUUCAUCUUCCGGAUCCUCAUCCUGGGCACGGCGGCGGAGUUCGUGUGGGGGGACGAGCAGUCGGACUUCGUGUGCAACACGCAGCAGCCUGGUUGCGAGAACGUCUGCUACGACGAGGCCUUCCCCAUCUCGCACAUCCGCCUCUGGGUGCUGCAGAUCAUCUUCGUGUCCACGCCGUCGCUGGUGUACGUGGGCCACGCCGUGCACCACGUCCGCAUGGAGGAGAAGCGCAAGGAGCGCAUGGCCGAGGAGCUGUGCCAGCAGGCGGCGGGCGACGGUGGCGACAGGGACAGGGUGACGCCGGCCGCGGAGCAGGGCAGCAUCAAGAAGGGCAGCGACAGCCACAAAGGCACCAAGAAGUUCCGGCUGGAGGGGACCCUGCUGAGGACCUACAUCUGCCACAUCAUCUUCAAGACCCUCUUCGAGGUGGGCUUCAUCGUGGGCCACUACUUCCUGUACGGCUUCCGGAUCCUGCCCCUGUAUCGCUGCAGCAGGUGGCCCUGCCCCAACGUGGUGGACUGCUUCGUGUCGCGGCCCACGGAGAAAACCAUCUUCAUCCUGUUCAUGUUGUCUGUGGCCUCUGUGUCCCUCUUCCUCAACAUUCUGGAGAUGAGUCACCUGGGCCUGAAGAGAAUCCGGUCUGCCUUCAAGAGGCCCGCGGAGCAGCCCCUGGGGGAGAUCCCCGAGAAGUCCCUCCACUCCAUUGCCGUCUCCUCCAUCCAGAAGGCCAAGGGCUACCAGCUGCUGGAAGAAGAGAAAAUCGUGUCGCACUAUUUCCCUUUGACUGAGGUCGGAAUGGUGGAGACCAGCCCACUUUCUGCCAAGCCUUUCAGUCAGUUCGAGGAGAAGGCGGGCACGGGGCCCCUAGGGGACCUGUCCCGAGCUUACCAAGAGACACUGCCUUCCUACGCUCAGGUGGGAGCCCAGGAAGGGGGGGGGCAGGAGCCGCCGGUGGAGGAGGGGGCGGAACCAGAGGCGGGAGACAAGAGGCAGGAGGAGGCCGAGAGAGUGAGCACUGAGGGGCAGGAGACCAUGACAGUGCUGGAGGGGGAGAAAGCGGAGACUCCCGAGGUGGGGAACGGGGGUGAGAAGGAAGAGCUGCAGGCUGAGACGGUAUCAAAGCAAGGGCUGCCGGCGGAGAAGUCGCCUUCACUGGGUCCAGACCUGACCAGGGAUGACACCAGACCGCUGAGCAGGCUGAGCAAAGCCAGCAGCCGGGCCAGGUCAGACGAUCUAACCGUAUGA
This is a messenger RNA of Mirounga angustirostris (Northern elephant seal), 1590 nucleotides long. RefSeq names its product gap junction protein alpha 8 (gene GJA8). NCBI's taxonomy places the organism in Eukaryota, Metazoa, Chordata, Mammalia, Carnivora, Phocidae. Gene Ontology annotation, cellular component: connexin complex. Gene Ontology annotation, molecular function: gap junction channel activity. The transcript has a single exon. Gene Ontology annotation, biological process: cell-cell signaling; gap junction-mediated intercellular transport. The coding region runs from base 259 to 1590 and encodes 443 amino acids. The record is from RefSeq and is a predicted model, not a curated record.